Molecule: messenger RNA, 2445 nt
Organism: Aphidius gifuensis
Lineage: Eukaryota; Metazoa; Arthropoda; Insecta; Hymenoptera; Braconidae
Exons: 6
Coding region: 273-2312 (679 amino acids)
Biological process (GO): SCF-dependent proteasomal ubiquitin-dependent protein catabolic process
Cellular component (GO): SCF ubiquitin ligase complex
Molecular function (GO): protein binding
Source: RefSeq, a predicted model, not a curated record
UUGUAAAGAUAAAAAUUUAACAAGCUACAAUAAAAAAUUAGUCCAUCAGUCUGGCAACGCCUGCGACUGUAUACAUUUUUCUAUGACUUGUCACUAUUGUUAGAGACGUUAGAGUAUAUUGGAGUAUAUAUAUGUAUAUAUAUAUGUAUGUGUUAUUUUUACUAAAAAGCAUUUUAUCUAUUUUAAUAUACUAUGUUGGGAAUACUAAGAUAAAAAAUUAUUAAACUAAAACUUGGCUAAAUAGUGGAUACCAAAUUUUAAUUUUAUCAAAUAUGAAUCAACUCAAACGAUUGCGUCAAUCAGGGUCGAAAAAGAGCUUGGUAGAAAAAUAUGACGUUCCAAGUGAAAUUAUAACACAUUCCUUGAGCGAAAAAAAUAAUAAGAUAUACUCUUACCAUGAUGAUGAUGAUGUUCAUGAUAAUGAUCAUUCAUACGCCAAAGAUCCGAUGAUAAUUGAACGUGUUAAUGAUGAUUGUAUGGCUGAAAUAUUUAUGUAUGUGCCAGCAUGUGAAAGACCAAAAAUUGCAUUGGUAUGCAAAAAAUGGAGAAGAGUCCUUGAUGAUUCUUGGUUUAAUGUCAAAAAACUUGAACUAACUCAUUGGGAAUAUGACGAGAAUCCACAUUAUUUAAAGAGAAAUUAUCCAACAACCGAUGGACAAUUUAGUUUUUUGAAAUCAAUGCUUUAUAAAUGUGGUCGUUAUUUAAGAGAAUUAGACUUGUCAGUCUAUGCUCGUUGUAACAUAUUGCCAGUUAUUAAUGAAUAUUGUCUAAAUCUCGUAAAACUUCGAAUAAGAAUUAAUAAUAUUGAUGAUGCAAUAUUAGAUAAUGCAUUUUCACAUCUUUGUAAACUUCAAGUAUUGAAAAUUAUAUUUCAUGGUUGUUUUUAUGGUGAAUAUCCAUCAGUACCUACAACUUUAAUUAAUUCAUUGAUAAACGUUGCUGGUACAUUGACUGAUCUCAAUAUUUCAAAUUGGCCUGCAGUCCUUCUUGAAACGGCUCAUUUUCCAGAAGAAAUGACUAAUAUAUACUCUCACCAUGAUAAUGAUGUUCAUGAUAAUGAUCAUUCAUACGCCAAAGAUCCGAUGAUAAUUGAACGUGUUAAUGAUGAUUGUAUGGCUGAAAUAUUUAUGUAUGUGCCAGCAUGUGAAAGACCAAAAAUUGCAUUGGUAUGCAAAAAAUGGAGAAGAGUCCUUGAUAAUUCUUGGUUUAAUGUCAAAAAACUUGAACUAACUCAUUGGGAAUAUGACGAGAAUCCACAUUUUUUAAAGAGAAAUUAUCCAACAAUCGAUGGUCAAUUCAGUUUUUUGAAAUCACUGCUUCAUAAAUGUGGUCGUUUUUUAAGAGAAUUAGACUUGUCAGUCUAUGCUCAUUGUAACAUAUUGCCAGUUAUUAAUGAAUAUUGUCCGAAUCUCGUAAAACUUCGAAUAAGAAUUAAUAAUAUUGAUGAUGCAAUAUUAGAUAAUGCAUUUUCACAUCUUUGUAAACUUCAAGUAUUGAAAAUUAUAUUUCAUGGUUGUUUUUAUGGUAAAUAUCCAUCAGUACCUACAACUUUAAUUAAUUCAUUGUUAAACGUUGCUGAUACAUUGACUGAUCUCAAUAUUUCAAAUUGGCCUGCUGUCCUUCUUGGAAGCCCUCAUUUUCCAGAAGAAAUGACUAGUGUAAUUUCUCAACUAAAGGCCUUGAGAAAACUUGGAAUUUUUGGUAUAGAAUGUCCCAAAAGUUUAUGCGACUAUGUGAACAAUUCUAAAAUAAUAAGAAGCAAUAGUGACCACGCUUGUUACAUUGAAAUUAAAAGUAAAAUUGAUGUUAAGGAGCGCAUUGAUAAAAUCGAGGAAUUAUAUCUUCUUGCAUUGAAAAUUUCCGAUGAUUGUAUGUAUACUAUUGCUAAUACUAUGAAACAAUUACAAGUACUCUAUGUAUUAUGUCCAUUGCUAACCGAUACUGGUAUCGUUGCAUGUACAAAGAUGAAUAAUUUACAAUUUCUUCAUCUUGACGGCUCUAAUAAUGUCACUGACUCUUCAAUUAAAUUGCUCAAAAAUUUACAAUAUUUGAAGUUACCAUUCAGCAAUAAAAUUACUGAUGAAUCAGCCAUCAAAGUUCUUGAAAAUUCACCAAACAUGUUUGGUUAUUGCGUUAACGAAACAAAUAUAACUUAUAAAUUGAUCGAAAAAGCAGCAGAAAUACCAAGAAAUCGUGAAAAUCAAUUAACAGUAUAUACUACACUUAACCCUGAUUCAUCUAACACACAAAUCAAAUAUGAAUAUUUAACAGUUCAUUAUGCUGAAAAAGAGACCCAACCAAAUGAAAAUUAGAUAAAAUACUAAAUUGAUAAAAAGUGUUACCAAUAUAACAGUCUAGGAAAAAGGUUUAUAAUAUAUAAUAUAAUUUUCCCAAUGUAAUUUACAAACUUUUGAUUUUAUUUUUUAUUCGCAACAAUAAAAUGCA